Molecule: messenger RNA, 1970 nt
Organism: Crotalus tigris (Tiger rattlesnake)
Lineage: Eukaryota; Metazoa; Chordata; Lepidosauria; Squamata; Viperidae
Gene: NHLRC1
Product: NHL repeat containing E3 ubiquitin protein ligase 1
Exons: 1
Coding region: 359-1561 (400 amino acids)
Biological process (GO): proteasome-mediated ubiquitin-dependent protein catabolic process; negative regulation of translation; protein polyubiquitination
Molecular function (GO): protein binding; translation repressor activity; ubiquitin protein ligase activity
Source: RefSeq, a predicted model, not a curated record
CACCAAACUUGCUGGAAUGAAUUGUGAAAGUUAUGUUUCUAUGGAAUGUAUUACAAUUGUUAGGAUUCAGCCUUCAGUGACUGGUGCAUAGCUCUAUCUGCUUUCUCUCACAUUAUAAUAAUUUAAAAAAAAACCAGCAUGAAUCUAUUAUUUGCAUCUAGAUGUUUUUCCCGAAAAAAAUUUAUGUGAAUUUCCUCAAGAGGGCACCAAACACCAACGCAAGCUUGCAUUGUGGCCUGCAGCAAUCUGCGUAAAGACCUCUGAGGUAAGAGGGUCUUGUGACUACACCAAUGUGACCAGAUGGCACAGCACUCCCCCUCUCCUCAGCAGCACAAUCAAUCCUCUUAGACUCCUACUAAUGGCUGCCAAAGCUGCUGAUCAAACAGAAAUCAUGACAAUGCUGCUAGAUCAGUCUGAGAACAAUCUGCUCGAAUGCAAAGUGUGCUUUGAAAAAUACAGCCUGGAGAAAAAACAUCGACCCAAGAACUUACCAUGCGGGCAUGUGAUGUGCCUGGAGUGUGUCAUGUCUCUGGCCCACCCUCGGAAUUUCAGGCUGGAGUGUCCUUUCUGUCGCAGAGCUUGCAAAUCUUCAGAGACCAGCGACUGCUUGCCGUUGUUGCACCUGAUGGAAAUCCUGAGUCCUUCAGCCAAUCAAACUCCAGUUGCAGGAAGGAUGCUGGGGAGAAGGGAGGCUGUGGCUGCCCCUGGAUCUCAAGUCUUCACGUUUCAUCUUUCUUUCGGAGGCUGGGGGACGCUGAUCAACCCCACAGGGCUGGCUGUGUGUCAGAGCUCGAGCUGUUUAGCAGUGGCCCACGAUGGCAAGAAAAGAAUUAAGCUGUUUAGCUUCAGUGGCAGCUGCCUACAGCAGUUUGGAGAAAAAGGGCAAUCGGGAAAUGACCUCAAGUACCCAACUGACGUCGCGGUCACUUUGGAUGGUCACAUUGUUGUCACCGAUAGCGGGGACCGUUCAGUCAAAAUGUUCGAUUGUGAUGGCAGGAGCAAGAUGGUCAUUGCAGAGUCCUUUUCCUUGCCGUGGGGCCUGGACACGACGCCACAAAAUGACAUCCUCAUGACCGAUUCGGAGGCAGGUGCUCUGUACCGCUUGUCGGCUGACUUUAAAAAGGGAGAAUUAAAGGGAGUGAAAAGGCUGUAUUCUAACCUGUGUCACCCAAGGAAAGUGGCUGUUUCGCCCAUCUCCGGAGCCAUCGCAGUCAUCGAACAUUUGAUGGGCAAAGGGCUCUGCUACGGCAAUACCAGGCUGAAAAUCUUCAACAGAGACUUGCAGCUAAUCAGCCAGGUGGACAGUUUUGGCCUGAAUCUUGUCUUCCCUUCCAAAGUCCAUGCCAGUGCUGUGACCUUUAGCAGGGAAGGGCAAGUAAUAGUAACUGAUGCUUAUAACCAAGCCGUCUUCUCUCUUGGAAAACCUGAAGAAUUCCCUACGUGUAAACCUUUGAUAACUCAGGGUCUUUCCUACCCUUUAGCAUUAACUUUCAUAUCAGACCAUUCUCUAGUGGUUUUGGAUGGUGGGGAUCAUUCUUUAAAAAUAUAUACUCUCAGCUAAACAGUGGUCUGGGUGGGAUCUCAUUUCAAGGAAGAUUAUUCAAAAUGCUUAAUUCUCCAGCUGGUGGGUUUGAGUGCUCUCUGGUUUAGCUGUAGUGGAUUUUAGUUCAAACAAGUUGAAACAAACUUAACUCUAUAGCUUUAUGUCUCCCUCCCUGAAUGGAAGUCGUGUUAACUUAUUUCUGAGUAGAAGUGCACUGCCAAGUGACCAUCCCUAGUAGAAUUACUGUAGUAAAAUAUAUGAAGCCAGAUGUGACCUACUUUGAAACUGUACGUAUUCAGUUCUGAGUAGGAUGAGUUUCUCUUGGGUUAUAGAUGAUAGAAAGCCAGUCUAUUUGAUCUCUUUCCACCAGAAACUUAGGGUUUCUUAAAACAAAAUAAAGGAUUCUUUUCUUUUCUGCAUUACUAAA